AUGAAUCCUGAGCAGCUGAGCAAAUUGGCCAAGGUGCCUACGGACUUCGGGGUAACAUCAAAGGCCAAAUUGGAUCCGAGCUUUGGCUUGCAACUAGGUCAGGAGAAGAUCCAAGAGCGAAUCCACCAGUUGAAGGACAAGCCUGAUGAGCUUAUGAAGAUCGUGAAUCAGAACCCUCUGGUGCAAGAGAUGGCCGCUGCAGAUCCUGCUAUGAAAGAGAUCAUCCACAGUCCGGAAGCCUUGCAGAUGCUCUUUAGCGAUGAGGCGAUUGAGGAACUGCGACGGCUAAGCUGUGCUCGGACAGAGGGCUGUGCAAAGUGAGUCGAUGUGGCGACGGUAUGGGUCCGGCCGUGGCCCUGCUUGAGUGGUGCCUCAAAUGGCACAAGGUUUGGCCCUGCCUCGGCGAUCAAUGAAUCUGCCUGCAAGCACUUAGAUGGAAAAACAAGAAACAUGGAUUU
Messenger RNA from Durusdinium trenchii, 458 nucleotides. NCBI's taxonomy places the organism in Eukaryota, Dinophyceae, Suessiales, Symbiodiniaceae. The record is from the annotation of a GenBank genome assembly.